Messenger RNA from Hordeum vulgare subsp. vulgare (domesticated barley), 1316 nucleotides. Its product is annotated as probable pyridoxal 5'-phosphate synthase subunit PDX1.1. Gene Ontology annotation, biological process: amino acid metabolic process; pyridoxal 5'-phosphate biosynthetic process; pyridoxine biosynthetic process. Bases 198 to 1142 code for a protein of 314 amino acids. Gene Ontology annotation, molecular function: amine-lyase activity. The transcript has a single exon. NCBI's taxonomy places the organism in Eukaryota, Viridiplantae, Streptophyta, Magnoliopsida, Poales, Poaceae. The record is from RefSeq and is a predicted model, not a curated record.
UGGACCGGAAGGAAUGGCCCAUUAGCCCAGCUUUCUCUCUGUCUACGCGUGUCCAGUACUACAGUUGCAAGUCAAGUCCAGCUCCACUUCUCCUCGACCACUCCACUAGAGCAGAACCACAUCUAGCUCAUCCAUCCCCAAACCCCCAAAGAGGAAGAAAAGAUUGUUGCGGCGGCUAAUCGGAGGGAGAAGAAUCCAUGGCAUCCGACGGUGUUGUGGCCCUGUACGGCAACAACAAGGCGGUGGUGGAGCCCACCGCCAAGCCUGCCGCCGCCACCUUCUCCGUCAAGGUGGGUCUCGCCCAGAUGCUGCGCGGCGGCGUCAUCAUGGACGUCGUCACCGCCGAGCAGGCGCGCCUCGCCGAGGAGGCCGGUGCCUGCGCCGUCAUGGCGCUGGAGCGCGUGCCCGCUGACAUCCGCGCCCAGGGCGGCGUCGCCCGCAUGUCCGACCCGGCCCUCAUCCGCGACAUCAAGCGCGCCGUCACCAUCCCAGUCAUGGCCAAGGCCCGCAUCGGACACUUCGUGGAGGCCCAGAUCCUGGAGGCCAUCGGCGUGGACUACGUGGACGAGAGCGAGGUCCUCACCCUCGCCGACGACGCCCACCACAUCAACAAGCACAACUUCCGCGUCCCCUUCGUGUGCGGCUGCCGCAACCUCGGCGAGGCGCUCCGCCGCAUCCGCGAAGGCGCCGCCAUGAUCCGCACCAAGGGCGAGGCCGGCACCGGCAACGUGGUGGAGGCCGUCCGUCACGUCCGCUCCGUAAUGGGCGCCGUCCGCGCCCUACGCAACAUGGACGACGACGAGGUCUUCAGCUACGCCAAGCAGAUCGCCGCCCCGUACGACCUGGUGAUGCAGACCAAGCAGCUCGGCCGCCUCCCGGUCGUACAGUUCGCCGCCGGAGGCGUCGCCACCCCUGCAGACGCCGCCUUGAUGAUGCAGCUCGGCUGCGACGGGGUCUUCGUCGGCUCCGGCAUCUUCAAGAGCGGCGACCCGUCGCGUCGCGCCCGCGCCAUCGUCCAGGCCGUGACACACUACAGCGACCCGGAGAUCCUGGCGAAUGUCAGCGCCGGGCUAGGGGAGGCCAUGGUGGGGAUCAACCUGUCCGACCCCAACGUGGAGCGCUUCGCCGCCCGAUCCCAGUAGCUCCAUACCUUCCUAAACUCCUUGCCAUCCCAUGGAUCGUCGUCGUAAUAACUCGAAUCUUGCUUGCAUCAUGUGUCAUUUUGUUCCUCGAGGUGCAUCAUGUAUUAUCUAUCCAGCAGUACUAUCUUGGGUGUUGGUUGCAAGUUCAGAUCAGCUGAGGGAUUUUGCUCUGAA